Loxodonta africana (African savanna elephant) is the source of this 11126-nucleotide messenger RNA. Its product is annotated as zinc finger protein 345-like. The transcript is spliced from 5 exons. The record is from RefSeq and is a predicted model, not a curated record. NCBI's taxonomy places the organism in Eukaryota, Metazoa, Chordata, Mammalia, Proboscidea, Elephantidae. Gene Ontology annotation, biological process: regulation of DNA-templated transcription. Bases 610 to 2307 code for a protein of 565 amino acids.
UUACAAUAACUAUAAAAGGAAUGAAAAAAUUUUUUAACAGCAAAAUAGGACUUUAAUUGCACAUAAUUAAAAAUCAAUGAACCAUGAUGGGUUCAUUGACAAAACUUGAAAAACAUGUUCUUCCUGAAAGUUCAACCAAGUCAAUACCAAAUAACUGUGUGUGUGUGUUGAUCUAUAAGGGAUAGAGUUACAUAGGUGAACCCACAACUUCAACAUUGGACCCCUGACUCCCUGAAGAAAAUCAGGUUCAAGUUUUGCAGCCUGGCCAGGCCUGGUUACUUCUCAUGUCCUGGGAUAGGUAAAUUCCUCCAUCUGUGACCUUGUUGCAGAAAGAAGAGGCCCAUGGAGCUGCCUGAAGAAUGCAGGUCUCAGUUGUGUUGCAGGGAGAAGUAGUCCAGUCCAGGCAGCUGGGGACCUCGGGCGACCAUCUUGCACAUUCCUCAAUCACAAGGAAGGAUUUCAACUGCUCUGGCUGGUGUGUGGACCAGACAUUAUUCAUCUUCCUCCAGACUGCCCAGUGUGCUGCUUCCACUCCUGUCCCUCUUCCCAAAGUGGCUUCUUGGGCUCAGAGACGACAUUCCCUUAGACUUCCAGAAGCUGGAGAAGGAAAUGGACUCAGUGGUCAUUGAGGAUGUGGCUGUGGUCUUUAGCCAUGAAGAGUGGGCUUUGCUGGAUCUUGCUAAGAGGAAACUCUACAGAGAUGUGAUGAUGGAAACUCUCAAAAACCUGGCCUUAGUAGCUUUGCGAAACCUUAAUGAUGGAGAAAAGUUAUCCAGUGAAAAUAUAAUUGUGUGGUUCGUGAAGGGUAACAUCUGGUCCUGUAUGCUAGGAGAAAUCUCUGAAUCACAUGGCUAUAAAGAUCUGCCUAAAAACAAGGGGAGUCAUUGGAGAAGUCAUACAGUGGGGAAUCUCUGUAAAAUUGAUGAAUGGAAACAGUGUGGGAAAACCUUCUGCGGGAUUCCAAAUCUUACUGUUGUAAAAAGAAAUCCUCCAGAAUUAAACCCUUUUGGAUGCUGUGAGUGUGGAAAAGCCUUCAUGGAUCACCCAUCACACGAGCAUUACAUCAGAUCUCACACUGGAUGCAGUACAUGUCAUUGUAGGGACCAUGAAGAUGCCUGCUAUUGUCCCUCUGACCUGACUUCUAUUAGAACUCUUAAUGGAAAGAAACCCUAUACGUGCAAAGUAUGUGGAAAGGACUUCAUUUAUUUCUCAACCCUUAAGAAUCCUGUGGCAACAUUCACUGGGGAGAAACACUAUGAAUGUAACGAAUGUGGGGAAGGUUUCUAUCAUUUCUCAUCUUUUGGGGCAGGUGUGAGAGGUCAUAAUCAUGAAUGUAAAGAAUGUUGUAAAAGCUAUACUAGUCCUUCAUUUCUCAUUUUACAUAAAAAACUUUUUAAUGUAGAUAAUCUUUAUGAAUGUAAGGAAUGUGGGAGUGCCUUUAGUGGUUCCUCGGCCCUCACUAAACAUGAAAGAACUCACAGUGGAGAGGGGCCUUAUGAAUGUAUGCAGUGUGGUAAAGCCAUUAGUCAUUCCAUAGGCCUCGCUAACCAUUUAAGAACUUACAGUGGAGAGAGGUCUUACGUAUGUAAGGAAUGUGGGAAAGUCUUUAUUUAUAACUCAGCCCUCACUGUACGUAACAGAACUCACAGUGGAGAGAAACCUUAUGAAUGUAUCGAAUGUCAGAAGGUCUUUAGUUAUUCGUCAAGCAUCACAAGACAUAUAAAGACUCACAGUGGAGAAAGGCCCUAUGAAUGUAAGGAAUGUGGGAAAGCCUUUGGGGCGGCCUCAACCCUUACGCAGCAUGUAAGAAUUCAUAGUGGAGAGAGACCUUUUAAAUGUAAGGAUUGUGGGAAAGCCUUUAAUCGGGCCUCAUCCCUCAGUAGACAUACAAGAACUCACAGUGGAGAGAGGCCUUAUAAAUGCAAGGAAUGUGGGAAAGCCUGUAGUCAGUCUUCAAACCUCACUAUCCACAUGAAAGUUCACACUGGAGAGAGGCCUUAUGAAUGUAAGGAAUGUGGGAAAGCCUUUACUCAAUCCUCACACCUCACUUCACAUAUAAAAAUUCACAAGGGAGAGAAACCUUAUGAAUGUAAGGAAUGCGGGAAAGCCUUUCGCCAAUACUCGCAGCUCACAACGCACAUAAAAAUUCACAGGGGAGAGAGGAGUUUUGAAUGUAAGGAAUGCGGGAAAGCGUUUAGUGGUUCCUCGGCCCUCGGGAGACAUGUAAGAACAGUGGAGAGAGGCCGGAUGAAUGUAAGGAAUGUGGGAAAGCCUUUAAUCAGGCCUCACCCCUCAGUAGAUGUAUAAGAACUCACAGUGGAGCAAAGCCUUACGAAUGUUCCGAAUGUGGGAAGCCUUUAGGUGUUCCUCAAACCUCAUGCUACAUAAAAACUCAAAGUGAAGAGAGACCUUAUGAACGCAAGGAAUGUGGUAAAACCUUUACUUGCUCGCAUUCUGUCUCUGAACACUUACAAGCUCACAGUGGAGAGAGGUACUAUGAAUGUAAGCAAUGUGGGAUAGCCUUUAGUUAUUAUUCAGCCCUAAUAACGUGUAAAGGAAACCCUGGUGGCAUAGCAGUUAAAGGCUAUGGCUGCUAAGCAAAAGGUCAUAAGUUCAGACCCACCAGGCACUCCUUAGAAACUAUGGGCCAGUUCUGCCGUGUCCUAUAGGGUCACUAUGAGUUGGAAUCGACUUGACGGCAACGGGUUUGGGUUUCUUUUUUUUAAUAAUGUGUAAAAGAGCUCACAGUGGACAAAAAACAUAAUGUAAGGAAGGUCAAACGUCUUUCAGCAGUCCUUACAGCUCGCUACACAUAAACCCGCCCACUCUCGUCAAGUCGAUCCGACUCAUAGCAACCCUAUAGGACAGAGUAGAACUGCUCCAUAGAGUUUCCAAGGAGUGCCUGGUGGAUUCGAACUGCCGACCUUUUGGUUAGCAGCCAUAUGACUUAACCACUCCACCACCAGGGUUUCCUCACUACACAUAGAAGAACUCAAAUUGGGGAGGACUCUUGAAUGUAAGGAGUGUAGGAAAGCCAUUAGUUAUACUUCACAACUCACUUUGCAUGUAGGAACUCAACACUGGAGAGACUGCUGCUUUUCAAAAGUGGGAUGUUUCAUCCUUUCUGGUGUAAUUACAAACAGCAAAUUUCUGAAAGUCUGUGAUUAAAGAACAAAAUUUCUCAGUGAGUAAGGAAGCAAUACUAACUCAGAAGAGAUGUCAGUGCUGCUUUGUGCCUUUGAGAGAGAUGACAGUUUCAUUGUAGCUGGAGGAUAGUCUCAUCAGAUCCUAACCUUUCUUAAAUAGAGCCUUUGGCUAUCCCAAAUAAAGCUGCAGGGAAUAGACUGGAGUGAAUGUGGUAUUAUGUCUUUUAAUGUUUGGAUAUUAUUUUGCAUACAAUUAAAUACACUCAUUUCAUAUUUGGUUUAAGAGUGUUUUCAUGUUUCAGUAUUUCCUUGGUUUCUCUCCUAUCAUAAAGUUGUGUUUUAUGCUUUAUAAUUAAGUUUCUUAUGGGGUGAUACUUUGAGACCGUGCAAAUAUUGUUUUUCGUCAUACUUUACUAAUUUUAGUAUCCAUUGAUAAUUAUUACCUGUAAUUAUUAUUUUGGUGUUUGUCAAAUGGUAUUUUCUGUUCCAAUCAUUUCUUCUAUAUUUAUUAAUUGGGAUUUUGGAAUUAAUACCUUUCCCCUCUCUCUCCUUUAUUUUAUUAAAUUGUUUAUAACAGUACAGAGAGUCCCAGGAUUACAAACGGGUUUCAUUCCUAAGCCUGUCUUUAUGUCAAAUUUGUACCUGAGUCACCGUUAGGGAUUGAAUCACGUUCCCCCAAAAUGUGUUAAGUUCAAUAUACCAUGAUUCCAGGUAUUGUGUGGUUGUCCUCUAUUUUUGUGAUCUGAUGUAAUUAUCCUCCUUUUUGCGAUGUGUUGUAAAUCCUAACUUCUGUGCUUGUGGUUAUGGUCCCAUUUGGGUGUGAAUUUUCCCUUAUGAUAAUGAGGCAGGAUAUGGGUGGGAUGUAUCUGGAGUCACCUUCUUACUAGAGGGUUUGACUCAAAUAAUCACUCUCAACUUCAUUCACCACCGUUACGAGCGUUAUUCAAGUCAUGCCCUUACUUCAGUCAGACAUCUUACCUUACAAGAGAUUAAAGCAUAGAGAAGCAAGCAGAGAUGGGGAUGUCACCACCACCAAGAAAGAAGAGCUGGGAGCACAGCACUUCCUUUGGAUCCAACAUCUCUGAGCUGAGAACCUCCUAGACCCAGGAGACAGAGAGUUGUAACGUCACAGGAGUACAAGAUGGCGAAUAGUGGCUGCAGAGAAGUAGCAGCAGGAGAUGGGCAAGAGAAGGUGCAGUGGGUAUGCCAACCCAAGGAACGAGAAAGCUUAAUGCCUUUGGGCUGAGGCUGUCUGCAAGAGUGGAGUGUCCUUGGGCACUUACCAGUGCAGCUAAAGGGCUUUGUAACACUUGCCUGAGGCAUGGAGAGGCCAAGACAGACCUAGUGGCCAAGGGUUUAGAGAGAGAGAGAGAGGCCUGCCUGUGGGCAUGACUGAGAAGCUGUCUUGACUGAAGAACUAUCCUGAGCUAUUUCUGAUCUUGACUUGUAAGCUGUUGUGCCAAGACAUGUGGACAGCUUCAAGGAACACUGGGUCCAGAGAUGCUAAAGAGAGACAGGGACCUUACCCCUGAGUCAGCAGAGAGGGAGAAUUUUUCCUGGAGCUGGCACCCUGAACUUGGGCUUCUGUCCUUCUAAACUGUGAGAGUAUAAAUUUCUGUGUGUUAAAGCCAUCCACUCGUGGUGUUUCUAUUAUAGGAGCAGUAGAUAAGUAAGACACAACAAUUAAAUGUGGUUCAUAUCUAACAUCAGUUUGCCAAAUGUUUAUAGGUAGUAUAUUGUAUACCUUUCUAUGUAUAAAAGUAUUAAGGAAACACUUCAAGGUACUGGAAAACAUCCUUACCAUAAUAAUACAAUAAUAAGAAUCAUGUUUUGAUGUGCAUUGUGGGGGCAUUCGGUGUGCUUACAGCUGUUGGUCCCUCAAAGUGGAAAGAGCUAGGAAGUAGACGUGUGAGUAUGCAUACACAAAGAUAUGUAUUUAUACUGUUUCCUAUAUGGAUCUGUAUAUAUUUAAUAACGGCAAGGUCAUAGCCACGUCUCUGAUUCCAUUCCAACACCCCAGGGCUCAUUUUAGUCUUUUCCCUUGCUUGAUAUACCGCUGUUUUCCUGAGUAGUAAUACUCCUGGCUGUCAUUAUCCACAAUACGUUAUUUGCUAAAUCUGAGAAUAUACAUAAAGCAGUUUCAGAGCAGCUGUCUGUGAGGUGAUGAACCACCUGGCAGAAAGCAGUUGGCUUUGAUCAAUGUUACUGAGAGAUUUUGCAGCUGAGGCUCAUGAGUGAGGGCAGGUAGGAUCAGAGUACCACCUGGUGACCUGAUGCUAAUCUUUGGAGGCGUAAUUUAGCUUUCAUGUGGGACUGGCCAGUAAAAGCACAGAAGUCAGAGGCUUAAGGAACCUUUGAGGUUGGUGAGAAACAUCCAUCCAUGUGGAGGGUAGCACGACCUAGGGACAUGGCAGCUCUGCACCGGGACCUUCCCAGACCUUGCCUCAAGCAUCUCUUUAUUUGUGUCCGUUUUUGUUAUAUGUAAGCCAUUAUUGUAAGAAUGGUCUUUUUGUGGCUUCAGUGAGUCGCUCCAGUGAAUUAUUGAGCCAAAAGGAGGUUUAGAAUUAAGGAGGUGGGGGGACCCUGAUCUUCAGGCUGGUGUUCUAAAGGAGUUAGAGUGAACCCUCAGACUUUUAGCCAGUAGAUCAGAAGCUGGGAGUCGUUCAAACUUUGAGACUUGAAUCUGGUGUCGUCUUGUUUUAACUUGUGAGGUCUGGCCUAAAUCCAGGUGGCUAGAGUCGGGGAGAAUCCUUUGUGGGUGGCUGGUGUCAAAACUAAACAAGGACAGGAAUAUGAGGUUUCCACAGGACACAGUUGGCAUAUAAAAGGGAAUUUCUUAGUCCUCUUGGCAUAGAUAGUAAUUAGUUGAAGCCAUUAAGUUCCACCUGAUCCUAAAACUGGUAUUUCAAGUACUGUAUUGCAUGAUUGGUGGAAUUUUAGUGAAGUUUGAAAAAUGGAUUGAGCCAGAGUUAUAGUAAGGACUGAAGGAGUACUUUUAGUGAAUGAGUGAAUAGAUAAUACGUUUAGAGGCAGUCAGGCAAGGACUUCCUCAAUUUCUAGCCUCUCCCUACAAAAGUUCCAGCUCCAGACCCAUCCACACCUCCAUACUCUGCAUCUCAGUGAAAACCUUGGCCCUCUCCAUUAGCUCCAGGUCCCCUCCCUUCUUUUCUGAUCCAUCAUACCUUCAGUCAUUUACUGUCUCCAGCAUGUUCAGUACCUCCUGUCUCCUGACUGUUUGUCCUUAGUAUCAAAUCUCACCAGGGUAAUUGAACCUUGUGUAACUGUCUUUUAUGAUCAUCUUUCAUAUUCAUGUUUUAGCUUCUUUGAAAAGGUGCUAAAGCCACACGUUCUUGGCAUCAAGCACCAACCCAAUCAACUCUCACAUGUCCACAUCUCCAGCAGAGAUCUCCUUCUCAGGCUUUAGCCUCAAAUAUCCUGUAAUCAUUACAGUAGGCUCCAAGAAGUUUGUCUUCUCAUACUUGGAUCCUUUAGCCACUUCACUACUGCCAGCAGAAGGUUGGUUUUUAAAUUCGCUUGUAAUUAGAUCCCUAUCCUGCUUAACAUCUGUAUUUCCACCUCACCUGUCUAAACUGCAUUUCCCUCUCUGUUUCUGUAGUUUUACGUCAAGACUCUUCUGUAAGGCCACCACCUCUAGGAAUCCUUCUGUACCGUCCCGAAUUGCCCUUUCUCAGUACUAUUCUGAUCCUCUUCUUUGGCCCCUAGUGUAGCGUUGAUUGGAGCCCUUGUGUUGGCAGUAGUGGAGUCCUGGUAAUGCAGUGGUUAAAAGCUCGGCUGCUAACCAAAAGGUCGGCAGUUUGAAUCGACCAGCUGCUCCUUGGAAGUGCUAUGGGGCAGCUCUACCCUGUUCUAUAGAGUCGUUACAAGUUGGAAUUUACUCGACAGCAAUGGGUUUGGUUUUGGUUUGGCUGCAGUGGUUAAAGUUCUCAGCUGGUAACCAAAAUGUUGGCAGUUCAGACUCACCAGUCCCAGGAGAAAGAGGUGGUAGUCUGCUUCUGUAAAGAUUUACAACCUUGGAAAUCCUGUGGGGUCCAUAGUAGUCAGAGUAGGCUGGAUGGCAUUGGGUUUUUAGCACUGAUUAUGCUCAUUCUCACUCACUGCCUUGGUUAUCUACUGCUACUAUAAGAGAAAUGCCACAAGUCGAUGGCUUCAACACAGAGAAAUUUAUUUUCUCACAGUCCAGCAGAAGUCCGAAUUUAGGGUGCCAGCUCCAGGGAAAGGCUUUCUCUUUCAUUCGGCUCUGGAGGAAAGUCCUUGUGAUCCAUCAGUCUUCCCUUGGACAGGAGGCAUCUCAGAACAGGAACCUAAGGUCCAAAAGACGAGCUCUGCUCCUGGCACUGUUUUCUUGGUCAUAUAAGGUCCCCCUUGUAUGCUUGCUUCCCUUUCCUUUUUAUCUGUUGAAAAAUAAAAUGUGCAGGCCACACCCCAGGGAAACUUCCCUUACAUUGGAUCAGGGAUGUGACCUGGGUAAGGAUGUUACAAUCCCACCCUAAUCUUCUUUAACAUAAAAUCACAAUUACAUAAUGGAGGACAACCACACGAUACUGGGAAUCAUGGCCUGGCCAAAUUGAUACACACAUUUUUGGGGGGACAUAAUUCAGUCCAUGACACUAUCUUGGGAUAGAGCUUAUGCUUGCUUGCCUGUGCUUCUCUCUGUGCCUGUCACUCUGAAGGUCCUCGAACGCUUGAAGCAAUGAAUGGAUGGGUGAACUAAUGACACAUUGGGUUUGUAUCACCAGCACGGAGACCAGGGCCUGUGACAGAGCACAAAGUCUUUUAAUGAAUGUGGGAUGGGUGAAAAAAACAUGAUGAUGAGAUGGAAUUUUCCGAUGACUGGUACGUGGAAUCAAAGAGCGGUCCUGCAGGCAACCGCUAGAUGUGUUUCUCAGAACUAGAAAGUAUCUUCUUUUGUUUGUUUUCUUUCUUAUAUGGGGAGCCCUCAUCUACACCACAAUUCCUGAAUAGUUUCAGAAACACGGACCAUGAGAUGGACAUGAAUGCAGCCUGGAUCCGAUUAAAAUGUUAAAGAUGUCUUUUUGGAUAAAGAAAAUUCUAGAAAGACCAUGGUAGGAUCCUUCGUGCCAUCAUGGUUGACUCUUGUCAGAUGGCUAACAUUUUCUAAAAGCAAGUAAUUCAACAUAAUAGGAUCUCUUGUUCUUUAAAUGUUAUAUUCUUUGAGCAGACUGCCUUAUCUAGAUAUCUCCCCCAUCACACCUAUAUCUGCCUCCUGGGCACACAAUAAAUGUAAACCCUUUUCCCUAUAAAAACUGUUGCCAUCAAGUUGAUUCCAACUCAGCGACACUACAAGACAGAGUAGAACUGCCCUAUAGGGUUUCCAAGGAGCUGCUGGUGAAAUUUGAACUGCUGACCUUUUGGUUAGCAGCCAAGCUCUUAACCACUACACCACCAGGGCUCCCUUUUCCAUAGGAAAGUCUUAUAAAAUAAUCAGAUAUUCUCCAGGGCUUACAUUGUCUAGGCAAUGGGUAUAGAGUAUAGAAAACAGAAGUCCCCACAAUCCAGUAAUAGAGACGGAAUACAAUGAAAUAACAUAAUCAUGGAACAUAUCAGAUGGCAACAAGCACUAGGAAGAAAAAGUGGAAAAGGGAGUGAAUAGGGGUUGCUAUUUUUUGCUAGAUGUUUAGGCGAGAUGAGCAGACAAGGCGACGUGAACAGAGGCCUGAAGGAUGAGGAUGCAGAAGACGAAGAUAUCUGGGGAACUGUGUGCCAUUGAGGGAACAGACAAUGCAAAGUCCCUGAGGAUGGGGCUUUCAAAUUUUCAAGGCUAUCGAGGAGGCCAAUGUGGUGAGAGGAAUGUCGAAGAAGGAGAGUUAUAAGAGAUGGUGUUAGAGAAAGGGCCACGUGAACUAGAGACUACAUCAGCCUGAGACCAGAACUAGAUGCUGCCCGGCUACAACCUAUGACUGUCCUGACAGGGAACACAACAGAGAACCCCUGAGGGAGCAGGAGAGCAGUGGGAUGCAGACCCCAAAUUCUCGUAAAAAGACCAGACUUAAUGGCCUGAGACUAGAAGAACCCCAGUGGUCAUGGCCCCCAGACCCUCUGUUGGACCAGGACGGGAACCAUUCCCAAAGCCAACUCUUCAGACAUGGAUUGAACUGGACAAUGGGUUGGAGAGGGAUGCUGGUGAGGAGUGAGCUUCUUGGAUCAGGUAAACACAAGACUAUGUUGGCAUCUCCUGUCUGGAGAGGAGAUGAGAGGGUGGAGGGGCUAGAAGCUGGCAAAAUGGACACGAAAAGAGAGAGUGGAGGGAGAGAGCGGGCUGUCUCAUUAGGGGGAGAGUAAUUGGGAGUGUGUAGCAAGGUGUGUAUGGGUUUUUGUGUGAGAGACGGACUUGAUUUGUAAACUUUCGCUUAAAGCACAAUAAAAAUUAUUAAAAAAAGAGCUAUUAAACAUUUUAAAUAAAAUUGAACCCCCCCCCCGCCCCAAAAAAAGAGAUGCUAUUAGAAAAUGUUGAAGAAAAAGGUGGCCUGGCUAUUGAAACUUCAGGACGCAGGUGUACUUUUCCCACUAGCUGUACUUUAUCAAUCUGGCUACAGCGGUGUCCCAUGAAUGGAGUUGGGUCCUCUCCUUCCAUUUGGUUAGUUUUUGAGUUUCUGUGUUCUAGGAGACAUCUUUUUGAAUAUAUGAGCCCAGGUUCCCUUUGUCUGAAGCCCGCUCAUGCCAAGCAUAGUGCACACACACACCCAGCACACCAUGGGUUCCUGGGGCUCUGUGAGUACUGUGCUCUUCCCACCUCCAGCCACACAGAUUAGGUCAGGAUUGGACACAUCAGAAGCUGACAACAUCAGAUUGUUUUUAUUCUAAAGAAUGUAGGAAUGGUGUCCAGAUGUUCCAGUCAGGAAGCCUUGCAUGGACAUGUAAACCUGGGCUUAUUCUGAUACGGUCGUUUUUUACUCUCUGUUUAAAGAAACGUAAAAAUAUGUUCAGUAAACAAAGAGAAAGCGAUGUAUUAUACAUGUGGGAAAAUAUAAAACCUCAGUCUCUGAAACACUGAUGAAGAGAGAGGUUCCUUAGUUCUGAUGGCAUUCCAACUAUAGUUAUAUACCCAGGAAAACUACUAAAAGGGCAAAAAUUAGUUUAUCCAAAAGACAAAAGGAGUGAUAACUUUACAGUGUCAAGACACUUUGAAGGCUGAACACCCCAAGAGAAAAAUGAGCAAAGGUAAUUAGCCAACAAUUCACAAAAGAUUCAGUGCUAAGUACAACCAAAGUGAGUGUCAUGGGUUGAAUUGUGUCCCCCCAAAAUGUCUGUCAACUGGGCUAUGUCAUGACUCCCUUGUAUGAUUGACUACCAUUUUAUCUUCUGCUGUGGCUUCCUAUAUGUUGUAAAUCCUAUCACUAUGAUGUAAUAAGAUGGAUUAGCAGCAGUUAUAUCGAUGAGGUCUACAAGAUUAGGUUGUGUCUUAAGCCAAUCUCUUUUGAGGUAAACGAAAGAGAGAAGCAGGCAGAGAAACGGGGACCUCAUACCACCGGGAAAGCAGUGUCAGGAGCAGAGCAUGCAUCCUUUGGACCUGAGAUUCCUGCGCUGAGAUGCUCUCACACCGAUGGAAGACUGAUAACAAGGACCUUCCUCCAGAGCCGACAGAGAGAGAAAGCCUUCCCCUGGAGCCAGCGCCCUGAAUUCGGACGUCUAGCAUGCUGGACUGUGAGAGAAUAACCUUCUGUUUGUUACAGCCACCCACUUGUGGUAGUUCUGUUAGAGCAGCAGUAGAUGACCAAGACAGUGAGGAAUUGUUACGUGAGAUGGUAGGAGACCCUAAAUGAUACUAAAUGCAAAACUUCUAUAAUCCCAGAAAUCUAAAUUUGCCUCUCAUAUCGAAUACAUAUUGGCUGUUUGUACUUGGACAGAGAGCAGAAACAUUCUGAUUUUUCAUGUCUUUCACUCUGUAAUAGGGUUAGUGUUAUCCAUCUUCCUAGAUAGUUGACAGAUUUAAUACAUAUA